AUCGAAUCUGUCAGUAACACUAAGCUGACACUUGAUACAGGUGUGAAGAAGAGCGUCAGAUCCUGUUGUUAUAUGAUGUAGAAGUAAUCCUGCAUUUCAUUACCGCUGCAUCGUUGGUUCGUCAACAGUUGAACAUCUAUAGUCACUUGAUGUCCCGGGUCACGAUGCUUCGUGUUCUUGUACUGAUGUUGAUGGCCGUGGAAAUAUGUGCUGCUACAAGCGACGUCUGCUCGACGACGUCGGCAACGCUGAUUGCCCACCCGACUAAGUGUGCCCAGUACUACAACUGUAGCGCGCCCGGCCUGAAAAUAAACCGCUACAUCUUGGGGCCGCACUUACAGGAAUGUCCCUUCCCGCAGUUGUACAACCCUGAAACACAGAGAUGUGAGCACUACAGCAUGGUCAAGUGUGGCAAGAGAACAGAGCCCCUGGGGAUGUGCGAGUAUGCCAAGCAUGCGUGUUUUGGGGGAAGGUACUGUGGGCCACCGUGUCACGUUUACAGCCCCACCUGCAGGAACCUCUCCGACGGCCUCAACGUCUACGAAUAUCGCCUCAACUCCCCCCACUAUGUGGUGUGCGUUAAUCAGCGACUGGUCUACACUGGUGUGUGCCACAAUUACGGAACGGGGCCAAAUAUCUUUGACUCAAAAUUGCGUGCCUGUAGGUGUUCGUAAAAAAUCCGUUGUCACAAUGAGCACUGACAAUUAAAGAGUUUGUCAACAAAA
Molecule: messenger RNA, 725 nt
Organism: Haliotis rufescens (red abalone)
Lineage: Eukaryota; Metazoa; Mollusca; Gastropoda; Lepetellida; Haliotidae
Exons: 4
Coding region: 150-674 (174 amino acids)
Cellular component (GO): extracellular region
Molecular function (GO): chitin binding
Source: RefSeq, a predicted model, not a curated record